AGAAACAAGAUUGCCCCUGGCACGAAAAAGAGGAACAAAACGAAUGAAUCCAGAAGGACUCUACAGUAAGUGCAGGCGGCAGAACAUUUGAAGGUUAGCAACUAGGUUUAUGGUAAUUAAGUGGAAUCAAGACUUAGUCAAAGAGAACUUGAGAUGGCGCUCCGUACAACGUUGCGUGCUGUAUCUCUGCUGGUGCAGAUUCUAUUCGUGUGUGGCUUUCAGAGUUAUAUGAACAUUUCUGCAGCUGUCUGGGUUGAAAUCCCCGAGGACAUAUCUCCAGGCAGCACAGUGGUCGGUCCGCGAGACCUCGUUAACGCCAGUGUUAAUUUUACGGAAAACGGAGAUGAACAAUUUUGGUCUGUAAACAUCACCGGAGGCGACGAUUUGGGUCGUUUCAAGGUUCAUACCAAGAACCUGACGUUGUCCGUUGCGGCUCCGCUGGACUACAUGUUAUACCCGCGGUACAACCUGACGUUGGAGCUGACACGUGCGAGAGACAAAAACACUUCUAGUACUUGGUACGUGAAUCUCGUAAUCGAGGUCACUGACGUGUCAGAAUACCCACCAUUGUACGACAAACGGUGCGAAACGCCAGUUCUAUCCGAGCGACGAAAGGGCGAAAAGUACACUGUGAUCAACAGCGACGGGCCUCUGUAUGGCUUUCUCAAUGGUGAGCGUGUUGUAACGUUCCCGGACUUGCUGCUAUUGAAUGACAAUCGUGAGAACUAUACUGUUGUGGAUAAGUACGUGCAUAUGAACGAUGACUGCUCCUUUCGAAUCUCGCUUGGUACGACCAGACUAGUUGGGAGUCAAAUCUUUCUCCAACCGUGGCUUGAAGAGCCUCUAAACGGAAGAGUUGAAGCUCAAUGUAAUGACAGAAAUGGGAAAACUAUAGGUAAAACCUACUUAUUGGACAUUUUUAUCGACGAUAAGCUUCCUAUUUGGGUACAGGGCAGCAAGUUCAACAUGCAUGGACGCGUGCGAUAUGUUUGGGCUUUCGAGCUGAAUGACGUGUGGUCUUCUAUCUCCUAUUGGUUCCGAUGUAGCAUUUACGCUACUUUUGUCGACGUCCUAAGUCUUGCCGAGGUCUUUGCCGAGUACAACGUUACAGGGUGUCCCGUGGGCAGGUACGGACUAGAAUGUGACAAAAACUGUGUUUGCAAGAACGGGGCCCGUUGCCAUGGCUUCAAUGGCGCGUGUGAGUGCCGUCCGGGCUGGAGAGGAAGGGCCUGUGAUAUUCCCUGGCCUGAGGUUGUCGUUAUAGCAACGCCUGGCGAUUCAGUUGUCAAGUACAUAGGUACCAAUCUGACUCUAACUUGCCUGGCUCUACACAUCCAAGUAGCAAAUAUGACGUGGGUUUAUCAAGCAGAAAAUGAACGUACCAACACAAAAAUCACUGAGGAAGGAGCGGUACCGAACAGUUCCAUCAACUUUCAACCGAUUGUAGAGUCAGCGAAUGGAAAAUACACUUGUGUGGUAAAGCAUGAGGAUGGUAAACGUUUCAAUGACAUUUACGUGUUGAACGCCACAGAAUGCCAACCCAACUAUUACGGGAAGGUUUGUAACCAAGCGUGUAACUGUCAGUACGGAGGGACGUGUGACAGGUGGAAGGGUUGUCUGUGUCCUCCGGGCCGUCGUGGAGACAGGUGUGAGUACAUCUGCGCACCUGGCACAUUCGGGUGGAACUGCAGCAUGAGCUGCUACUGUGAGAACAGCGCCCCGUGUGACGCAGUGAAUGGUAGCUGUAUUUGUGCCCAAGGGCAGUCGGGCGAGUUUUGUCAGAUCGUGUCCAGCGUUGGAAAUAAUCAAGUCGUCGUUAUGGUGUUGGCAUCUGUUCUUCCGACCAUUGCUGUAAUCGGUUGUAUCGUGACUGGAGUCCUGGUAAAACAGCGUAGGCGGCGCCCAACUCCAAGAAACACAAAACAGACAGAUAUCAACCUAGACGUCAUGGAAACUCUGUCAUCUUGGGAAGUGGACAAAGAGGACAUCAUUAAUUUCGAACACAUGAUCGGCGAGGGAGAGUUCGGCCAUGUUGUGAGGGGAAGACUGCGUGUGCCCCAAGGCUACCAGGUUUUGGUCGCCGCCAAAAGUAUCCGGCCUGACCGCGUGACAGCGUCGGCUGCCCGCGACUUUCGACGCGAGAUGCACAUCCUCGCCAGGAUCCACGAGGACAAAGAGGGGCACCCGAAUGUGGUGAAGUUUUAUGGAGUCGUGACCAAGUCGGAGCCUCAGUACAUUCUUGUUGAGUACGCUAUGAAUGAGGACCUGCGGCGGUACCUGUGGACUAUAAGAGAGGAGCGUAAGACCACAGGACAUACGAGACUGUUAGAACGGCUCAAUUUUGCUCAUGACGUGGCCAGCGGGUUAUCAGAGCUGGCGCGUCUGAAGAUCGUGCACCGGGACAUCGCAGCUCGCAAUGUCGUCAUCAGCGACAGGAAGGUGGCUAAGAUCGCGGACUUCGGGCUGUCGCGUGACGUUUACGUGUCGUCGGCGUACAAACGCACCAACCAGGGCGGGGAGGAGGAGCUGUUGCCGCUGAAGUGGAUGGCCCUGGAGUCGUUACGGGACGGGGUGUACACGUGCGAGAGUGACGUGUGGUCGUACGGCGUGCUGCUGUGGGAGAUCGCCAGCUUUGGGGAGGAGCCGCGCUAUGCUGGCGGCCCGAUGCACCCGGACGUGUGCACACUGUUGGAGCUGCUGAGGAAAGGAGUCCGUCUGCAGCAGCCGGAGAACUGCUCACAGCCGCUGUACCGCAUCAUCAGGUCCUGCUGGAUAGUGGACCCGUCCAAGCGACCGACUCCAGAGGAACUGUUGGACAAGAUAGAUCAACUGAAGCCGCCGAGGCAUGCCGCUCACCUGGUCAAUCAUGAUCUUCGCUAA
Messenger RNA from Branchiostoma floridae (Florida lancelet), 2880 nucleotides. RefSeq lists its product as uncharacterized. Gene Ontology annotation, cellular component: signaling receptor complex; membrane. The transcript has a single exon. Gene Ontology annotation, biological process: positive regulation of kinase activity; protein phosphorylation; homophilic cell-cell adhesion. The coding region runs from base 154 to 2880 and encodes 908 amino acids. Gene Ontology annotation, molecular function: calcium ion binding; transmembrane receptor protein tyrosine kinase activity; ATP binding. NCBI's taxonomy places the organism in Eukaryota, Metazoa, Chordata, Leptocardii, Amphioxiformes, Branchiostomatidae. The record is from RefSeq and is a predicted model, not a curated record.